AUGGCGCCGGUCUGCUGCUUCAGUGCUGCUGUUGCGGCGGCGCGCCCGCACAUCGGCGCGAUGCGCUUGCAUCGAGCACAUGCCGCGAUGCACGGCGGUCCGCAGGCUGCGACGGAGCGGGGUUGCGGCAUCCGGUGGAGCCUAGGUGGCCACCGGCGGGAGGCCGCAGCGCGUGGGCGCGUGGUGGCGAAGGCUCUGGACCCCGUGGGCGGCGUCAUCGCUGCGAGUACCGUCUACGCGGGGUGCCUGGUCGUGUGCAUGGCCGUGGCCCCGCUCUGGAAGCCCGUGCUCUCCUUUGUGCGCAAACCAACUUGCGCGCUGCCGCUCGCGAUGGCGUACGCGGCGCUGCUUGCGGUGUCCUGGGAGCCAGAUACACUCCAGCUCAUACUGCCGGGGAGCUUGGAAGAGGGCCUGAAAGGCUGGAACCCGCAGUUCUUUCCCACCGUCGAAACGAUGUCGACGCUGUUCGCCCGGCCGCUCACCGCCGCCUCCCUCUGGCUGCACAUCCUCACCGUCAACGUCCUCGCCGCCCGCUGGGCCCUCGUGGAGGCCGUCGAGUGGCCGCUCCACACGCGUCCCGAGGCCGAGCCCCACGGGAGCGAAGCGGCCUCGCACCCCGAGUCCCUCAAACACCCGUGCUGGCAUACCGUGCUGCUCUGCGGGACGCUCGGGCCUGUCGGGGUGGCCGUGCACUUCGCGACGGCCGCGCUGUGGACGUGGCUGCGUGCCCGGCAGGCCGCGAGCAGCCACCCGGCCUCGCCCGGCGAGAGCCUCGGAUGA
Pedinophyceae sp. YPF-701 is the source of this 780-nucleotide messenger RNA. NCBI's taxonomy places the organism in Eukaryota, Viridiplantae, Chlorophyta, Pedinophyceae. The record is from the annotation of a GenBank genome assembly.